UGACAGUUUCAGAACGUAGUAAUGUUUUGCAUGUUAAUGUUGUUAUCAUUUUAUUUGAUCAAUUUGAGCAAUCGAGUUGUACAAUUUUCUGUAGUUCCGUGAACCUGUAAUUCUGCCAACGUUGAAUAUCUAUACAACAUGAGUUACCAGGACGAAGAGGAACAAAUGGGAUACCAGGUUGGCUCGUUCCCAAAGGAUUUUGGGUAUGGUAAUUUUGAUCACGAGGACAAUAGCUCGCGUUCUACAGAAGACAAACCGAGAAUUUUGUUAAUGGGGCUACGUAGAUCUGGAAAAAGCUCCAUUCAAAAAGUGGUUUUUCACAAAAUGUCACCCAACGAAACGCUUUUUUUAGAGUCCACCAAUAAAAUUGUGAAGGACGAUAUCAAUAACAGCAGUUUUGUGCAGUUCCAAAUUUGGGAUUUUCCAGGCCAGAUAGACUUUUUCGAUCCCACUUUUGAUUCGGACAUGAUAUUCGGUGGGUGCGGAGCAUUAGUUUUCGUAAUUGAUGCGCAGGAUGAUUACAUUGAAGCGCUGGCAAAAUUAAAUCAAACAGUCACCAAAGCCCACAAGGUUAACCCUAGAAUUAAGUUCGAGGUAUUCAUACAUAAAGUUGAUGGAGUUAGUGAUGACUUUAAAAUGGAAUCACAAAGGGACAUUCACUCCAGAGCAACGGACGACUUGGCGGAUGCUGGAUUAGAAGGAGUUCAUCUGAGUUUCCAUCUCACAUCAAUUUACGAUCAUUCGAUUUUUGAGGCUUUUUCAAAGGUUGUUCAAAAGUUGAUUCCGCAGUUGCCGACACUGGAGAAUUUACUGAACAUAUUUAUAUCGAACUCCGGAAUAGAAAAAGCGUUUUUAUUCGAUGUGGUUUCUAAAAUCUAUAUCGCAACUGAUUGCUCACCUGUUGAUAUGCAGAGCUAUGAGUUAUGUUGUGAUAUGAUCGAUGUUGUCAUAGAUUUGUCAUGUAUCUAUGGAUCCAAGGACGAUCCAGAUGUACCUGCUUUCGACAAUCUCAGCUCCAGUCUUAUAAAGAUGAACAACAGUACGGUUUUAUACCUGCGAGAAGUAAACAAGUUUCUUGCUCUUGUGUGCAUUAUACGAGAGGAGAAUUUUUCCCAUCAAGGGGUUAUCGAUUAUAAUUUUCUGUGCUUUCGAGAGGCCAUCACGCAAGUGUUUGAACUAAGAUUAAAAAAUCAAAAGUUAGAAGUAGCUGAUCAGGAUCCAGAUGACGAAAGCGAAUAUCACGGAUCAGUACCACUAAAUGGGAGCAUUGCUGGCGAAUUGGAACAUCAUAUGAAUAAGGCUUCUGUAGCCUAAUUAUAGGUUUUGUUUUAUUUUUGACAUUCGUGUAUGCAAUUUAAAUGUGAUUUUUUAGUACACUGUUAUCUUGAUUAAAAAUAUGUUUUCCACGAUGAAAUAUUUUGUACGU
Molecule: messenger RNA, 1426 nt
Organism: Topomyia yanbarensis
Lineage: Eukaryota; Metazoa; Arthropoda; Insecta; Diptera; Culicidae
Gene: RagC-D
Product: ras-related GTP-binding protein C
Exons: 4
Coding region: 139-1314 (391 amino acids)
Biological process (GO): cellular response to amino acid stimulus; cellular response to starvation; positive regulation of TOR signaling
Cellular component (GO): nucleus; Gtr1-Gtr2 GTPase complex; lysosome
Molecular function (GO): GTP binding; GTPase activity
Source: RefSeq, a predicted model, not a curated record